This is a messenger RNA of Pleuronectes platessa (European plaice), 5351 nucleotides long. RefSeq lists its product as uncharacterized. Gene Ontology annotation, biological process: cellular response to BMP stimulus. The record is from RefSeq and is a predicted model, not a curated record. The coding region runs from base 1429 to 2172 and encodes 247 amino acids. The transcript is spliced from 2 exons. NCBI's taxonomy places the organism in Eukaryota, Metazoa, Chordata, Actinopteri, Pleuronectiformes, Pleuronectidae.
UUACCCAUGUCUCACGCCUCUGUCCCAUUAUUCCCACGCCUUGUUUUGUCAUCGAGGCAGUUUGGCAGAAAUUCUACUUUCCGUGGGAGACCCUUCGAUUUCGUUUCCCUGACAGUGCUGCUGUAUGUCUAACACACUCUCACACAGGGAACAUCCCCAAUGAAACGCUCUGCUUUCUCAUAUACAGACCUUCCUGCUUUCAUUUACCACAACACUGGACUCCAAGUACAAGUAUAAAUCCACAGAAACGGACCAGUGCCUCCAAGAAUCCACUUCUCUCACGCCUAGUGUUCUCUAACAUGUCUUUUCUCUUGGUUCAAACCUUCACAAACACAUUCCUCGCUUUUCCCUCUUCUGCUCAUCUACAGCUCUGUCACUGACUGAGCUACAGCAGAGAUCCUAGAGUCAGUGUGGUCAUCAGUUAGACUGCGGUUUGGGUUUAUUAUUUGACCCCACCACCACUCAGCCGGUCUAAGCCAGCUUCCUCUGUCAAGUUGUCCUUUCUGAGAAGGUAAAGUCUUCACUAAAGAGCACUUGUCCUGUUCCGACGGAGGCAUGUUAGGCAUUUAAAUGAGAACACUAGUUAGCUCUUGAAAUGGUAAUGUGUGCCUUGUGGCCAUUAUAGAGGAACAAUCCUUUCACUUUAUCACAAGGGAAGUAACCUGCUGCCAAAAUGAAGUCAUUUUAGUGUUUUAUAAAUUCUAAUGAAUCUUUUAAAACCCAAAACUAUUCAGCAUCACAUCAUCACAAUUUUCAAUGUACGAAUAAGCUUUGAGAAAAAGGUUCUGUUGCCAUUGUAAAUCUGCUAAUGCCUGCAGAUACAAACUGACACUCAGCUGUGUGCACACCUUUAUCUUUCCCCAGCGGGUCUUUUCAGAUGUAGAGGAGUAAGAUUAUUGAGUUCAGGGAGAGCGAGCUUUCAUGAUUGAUUUUCUUCGAUCCCACCGGGGGAUUAACUUGGUCGCCUUCCAUUCAGAAAGGACUGGCACCAGCAGUGUGAGUGGGAAAUGUGUGGGGGCCACUUGUGUAUUUUUAAACGAGUGUCUUCUGUCACGUAGAAGGGGGGGGGAAGGCUCAUUAGUGUAUUUACAGUUUUAUUACAGAGGCAGCUCAUAUCGAUUAUUCUCCUGUACAGACCAGUGGCUUAAGUGAGUGUGCGUAAAAAGUGUGUGGGUGGUUCCAGGAUUUCUGUUGCUGUUGACUUGAUGUGGUGCAACAGUUCCUGUGUCCUUGCCAUAUGACCCUAUUUGAAGUUGCAGUGCAGGGUGAGAUGCCUCCUCCUCUCAUUAAAUGUUCAGGACAUUUUGAGGGAUCCCCCUUUAUCCCCUCAUUUCCAAGCGGCAUCGGGUUUCUGUGUUCCCCAGGGGAGGCUCUUAUACGGGAGGAAAACAAAAAAAAAAUAGCAAUUGAGAAGGCAGUGAUGGGGAGAUGAAGACAAGAGGGAGCAUUUUACUCCCCUCCCCCUUCCUGUGCUUCAUCAACCCCUUUGAUCCACCUCUAUUCUCUGUGCUUCAGUGUCGGACGUCACACAGAAGAAGACCAAUCGCAGCGUUUGGACUUCCCCUUUUUUCCUUCCCGAGCUCCACCCCCUCCGGUCCUUUAUAUAUCCCCCAUCACUACAUUCAGCAGAGUGUACAAUGUGCUGCCAGAGAGCCAGCAGGCAGCGUACAGAGAAACAGCCAGAGAGGGAGGGAGAGAAGGGGAAAGUGCCAGACUGCAAACGUGAUCCGAGAGGCCAACGCUGCGGCCGGGUCUCCGGAUCCACCAGCCCACACCAUCGAGAUGGGCUGCACAACGGGCCACCUGGCAUGCCAACCUCAGCCCCAGACCGGCUCGGGGCAGGACAGUCAGGCCCUGGAGGGCGGGGGGGCCAAAGUCCCGGACGUGCUGUCCUCCCUGGAGCGUCUGUCCCAGGCCACUGGAGGCAUGGAGAAGUCCUGGUACCGCUGCAUCUUUCCCUUUGGAAUCAUCUCCCUAGUGAUCGGUGUGGCAGGAACGGGGGUGACUUACACCUACAAUGACCUGCCUCAGACCAAAGUGGUGUCUGUGGUGCUACUUGUCAUGGGUAUUCUGUUGCUGCUGAUGGCCACUGCCUGUUGGACUGCCCAUAACAAAAAGAGGAGGAAAAAGAAAGAAGGAGGGUCAUUCACCUCUGAGCAGUGUCCCCUGUGAAGCACAUGGGGAAAACAGUUAUAGGAGCUCGAAAGCAGAGACAUACCCAAGGCUGGGAGCUCAUGGGUUGGCUUGAGAAGCAGCCACUUCACCUCCACCCUGUCACAAAUCCCCUCUAUUCCUUUUUACAGAGUUUGGCUCAGCUCAUACUGGAGAGAAGUUGGACUGAGAAAUCAUACAACGUGGAAGGACAGAUAGACAGGGCGCUGAGGAUCUGUUUAGUCUGUACGGUUUGGACCAUUCUGGCUCGGCAAUGAGGGAUCACCAAUGCCUCACACGCUCUUUUACAAUCAGACAGCAGGUGUCCAGUGUCAAAACAACCUCAGAGGAGACACACACAAAUAUGCAGUGCACACUGCGUGCAUAUUUACACGCACAGAUACAUGGCCCUUGCGAUCCUUACUCACAUAUGCGGCAGCAGUCACAGUGGGAGCUCGCACCGACACCCAACACGCUAUGCAGAGCUGCUGCCGGAGUCAGUGCUGGCGUCACUAGGCACGUCAGUCGCAACAUUCCUCCGGCGAGGACAGGUGACUCUCCAAGAGGCCAGAAGUGGGCCAAAGACAGCAACUUGAUACCCAGCCGAAAGAGCAGCGCACCCGCGUCAGGGGCCAGCGUCAUUCACUCGUCCUGUGACACCGCAGCAAUGUGUUGGGGGCUUUUUUUACGCAAUGGGAGAGUGGAACUUGAGUCCAGCAGGAUCUUGCUGGCAUCUGCGUGGACGAUAAGCUGGAGAGGCCGGAGGAUCUACUGGGGAAGUGGAGUCUGUGCUCAAGUAAAGAUUCUGUUGAAACUGAAAGAAAGUUGGACCUCAAACCUCACUGCGAAGGAAACAAAUACAUUUGAACAAUAAUGGCCACGUCCAUGCCAAGCAAGAGAAACUUUUAUUAAAGCAGCAUACUCUGAAAGGCCUUUUGUAGCUUCAGCUCCACAUGUGUGUGUGGCACUGAGUGACUGUUUGCCCUCCUGCCAGGCUCGUGUCUAUGUGGGGCACCCCAACUCCACAUAGGGCAGACAAGGAUUAUUGAAGGACACUGCUUGAGGGGACAUGCCACUAUAGGGACACUUUGACUGAUCCUGCUCCCAUAUGGCCCCUCCCGCUCAGUGCCUUGAGCAAGCACUCAUGGAAAAAGGCUCUGUCGCAUUUCCCUUUUUCCAUCUGAACUCCUGAGAAUUUCCCCCCCCCUGUCUCUCUGUACCCAAACAGCACUCUCUCCAUCCAUCUCCUUUACUCCAUCCCCGAUUACUUUUUUAAUCUAUCUCCUGUCUCCAUCACGAUAUAGCCCAGGAGAAAAUGUCUAUAGCCUUUUGACACAGAAAUGAUGACACACACACACACACUUGUAAGCCCCACUGUUAUUCUUUUGGGGGGGGGGGUUCUCUCUGCGCCAAAGAAAAUUGAUCAUAAUUGAUUGAGUCAGCUGCAAAUCCCUUUGUUAGUCUAAAAAUAUGGUACAAGCCUUUUCUCCUUUGAAUACGGAUUCCCGUUUGUGCGCUCAGAGACUCUGGGGGUUUCCCUUUCCUACCCUUUUUCUCUCAGAGAGAGGCGGUGAAUGUAGCCGGGCUCGGCUCCCCAUCUGUGAAUAGGUGCUCUCUGUUUACGUGCGGUCUCACAGGAUGAGACACACAAUGGUAUUUUAUCCCUGUCGUAAACCUGCUGGUUUCUGUCAGUGAAUGUAAUGUGUGAUUUAAACGCAAAUCACGGAAGGAGACGGUGCGAUGUGCAGAAUGUAUUGAGUCUGAGAGGAGUCAGUGCCGGUAGUCUCCAUGUGAACGACUGUACUCACACUCUUGAGAAUAAUGAUCGAUCAGCUGUUUCAUUGAUUCUGACCUCCCGACUGGUGGCGCUUAUUGUGUAACGUGUGUCUAUGCAUUCAGUGUUAGCAGUUAACACACAAUGCCAAAGACUGUCACGAAGGCCAGCUUGGCAAUUGUAAGGCUGCAAUUGCCUGCCUGCUUCAAUAGACAUGCAGUGGAGCAGUCCACUUUCACACCUUUUUUUAGAGUGCACUUAUGACCUGCUGUAUACUUAUCAUCAGCCAUUCUCUGUAGAGUCAAUGGGGAGAAGGAAAAAAAUAAUGAGGUGGUUAUGUAGAGGCAGACCCGGGAGCUUGUUCUUUUUACUAAUAUCUAGGAGAAGGGAGUCGACCCUGUCGUUAACUUGGGGUCAAUCAUCCUGAACAGAGCAGUUUCAUGUGAAAAUGCUGGAUGUUCACACAUUAGGCCUUAGGGAGCCUUUUUUCUAUCGGAUCAAAAAAUACAUAACAUAGAUUGGCCUGUAUUCGCAAGCACUUUUCUUCAAGGUAGACGACAAAGGAAAUGCUUAUAAAGAGUAUACAUAUCAGUUCGGUUUUUCAAGCUCGGUGUGGUGAGAUCCUCUGAACAGUGAGACAGACAGAAGCCCCAUACAUUAAAUUAGAUUAUCACAAUGACUGCGUCACUGGGUCACUUCUCUAUCUCCCAGCCUCCCUGUCUGUUUCCGCUCACUCCAGACCGAGGGAUCACCACGCUCCACAAUGUUUAAGUUCAAUUAUUAACAAGAUCAAUAAUGUGCAGUGUUUAAGAAGCUCGACAGAAGAGCUGUGGAUGUGACUGCUCCUCUGUCUUUAGGUAGUAUUGCCUCUGUUAAAGCUGAUUAGCCCAGUGCUUGGUGUGUUUUUUUUUCUUUUCUCGAGAUGUAUUGCAGCCCAGUGAUCCAACGGCCGAGAGAACAAACGAGACAAGGAAGACACACACACACACACACUUUUGCUUGGGCUCGUGUAUCAAUGCAAUUGUCACAUGUAUAAGUACACAUGUAGUACACUGUGUUUGCAUUAUUGUACCUGCUAUUUUUUGUGUGCCAAUGUUUCAUCACAAAAAAUGUAUGGCACGUGACCAGAUCUUUUUUUCUGUCUGUUUAGAGAUGUGAAGUGAUUUCCCUUCUGCCUUCUGAAAAAUAUAAAAGGGAAAAUCUACCUCUGUGCUGCGGGGGAAACACAGUAUGUCCCUCACCCAGUAGACAGCCAUGUUGUCUUGCCUUUAUGCCGUUCGUCACUCUAGUGGGUGACACACGAAACACGUCCGUUUGUGCGCCCUCUAAUAUUUGGUGCUGUAUAUAUGACUAUUUUAUAUUUGUACCGUAAUAUUUCUACUCACAUGUACAUUUUAACUGUUGUAUUAAAUAAAUGUUACGUGAA